This is a messenger RNA of Onychostoma macrolepis, 7207 nucleotides long. RefSeq names its product bone morphogenetic protein/retinoic acid inducible neural-specific 2 (gene brinp2). NCBI's taxonomy places the organism in Eukaryota, Metazoa, Chordata, Actinopteri, Cypriniformes, Cyprinidae. Gene Ontology annotation, biological process: positive regulation of neuron differentiation; negative regulation of mitotic cell cycle. Bases 740 to 3070 code for a protein of 776 amino acids. The record is from RefSeq and is a predicted model, not a curated record. The transcript is spliced from 8 exons.
UUGGAGUAGCUCUCCUCUGCGCGAGGCUCACCGUUUUGGGGUUUGGCAGUGAGUGAUGACUACAGCACGGGCAGCUAAAGUCUAGCUCUAGCAAUCUAGCACACACACACACUAAAAAACACACAGAGAAAGAGAGAGAGAGACAGUGGAUGUCACAAAUGAACCGUGGCAGGUGCAGAUUUUCUACUUGGAAGAAGCUGGAUAAUGCAAAUGAGUUGAAAGGAGAGAACAGCUUUGUAUGGAUUUAUCUGUCUGAUUGUAAUCUGAUGUGAUCCUACUUGUUUUGGAAGAUCACACAUUGUUCAAGAGGACCCGAAUUGCUUCUAUUCUGCUUAAUUUCUGGGACUUUGCAUUCUAAAAGAACUGGUCUUAAAGUUUCUGCAUCCAGUUUUCAAAUCUUUCAUUGAGAAAAAGAAACUAAUGGCUAUCAAACAUUUUAAGUGCACCCAUAAAGGGUGCACUUAGCGCACUCUCUUCGGAGCGUCAAUACAAUGCCUGGAUUACCCAUUUGACUGCCUUGUGAACCCGUGUGAAAUCACCACGGAGGAGGUACGGCAGGGGGCCGAGCGGGUGGGAGCUGCAUUCCUCCACUUGAGACUGAACUGAGAAUCCAACAUCCUGACUGCCACUACAAGCCGAUCGGAUACAAACGCUGUAGGGACAGGAGUGGAACCACCCUUCACGGUCUGGGUCAAAGGGAUUGGCAGAAGAAUGCUGGCGCCAGGUGCCCAGGGGCAGGAUGGCGUUGUGUUGGCAGAGAGCUACGGUUGUUAGAUGGUUCCUCUUGAUGCUCCUGUGGCACUGGGCACCUCUGGGCCCACUGAGCUGGUUUCUGGCUCUGGCUGAGCGUCUGGACCAGAAGACCUCACCGUUCUCUUCUAUCUCCGGCCGGAGCAGCGGCCAGCUGGACUGGCUCCUGUCUGAUAAAGGGCCCUUCCAUCGCUGUCCAGAAUACACCGAGUUCAAAGAACGCUUCCAACAAGGCUUCUCCACACGCUAUAAAAUCUACAGGGAGUUUAGUCACUGGAAAGUGAACAGCUUGGUGACAGAGAAGAGAGACUUCUUCAAAGCCCCGCUGCCUUUGGCGCCUGAGUUUUUACGCAACCUCAGGCUUCUGGGGAGAAGGCCGAGCCUCCAGCAGAUCCAUGAAAAUCUGAUCAAGAAAUAUGGCACUCAUUUCUUGGUAUCAGCCACAUUGGGAGGAGAGGAGUCACUCACGAUCUUCUUGGACAAACAGAAGCUGAGCAAAAAGUCAGAGGGCAACGGAAACAGCUCCGUGGUCUCCCUAGAAAUCUUGCAUCAGUUGGCGGCGUCGUACUUCACAGACAGAGAGAGCACCCUGCGAAGACUCCACCACCUGCAGAUUGCAACAUCUGCCAUCAAGGUAACAGAGACCAGAACGGGGCCUCUUGGAUGCAGUAACUACGACAGCCUGGAUUCCGUCAGCUCCGUCUUAGUGCACAGCCCAGAAAAUAAAAUCCACCUGAAAGGUCUACAGGAUGUGCUUCCUGAGUUUCUGCGGAAUCGUUUUGUGGAGGCGGCCCUCAGUUACGUGGCGUGUAAUUCAGAGGGCGAGCUACUGUGCCGCAACAAUGACUGCUGGUGCCGCUGCUCCUCAAAGUUCCCUGAUUGUAACUGCCCCUUCGCAGACAUCAAAGCCAUGGAGGAGAGUCUGCGUAAGAGCAAAGAGAACUGGAUCAACCUCAACAAUGACUUCAUGGACUCAGAUGAGUUCAAGGCCUUUCUCAAGAAAUUGCCAACAGAUCAUUUUUUAAACACCUCUGCUGUCUUAAAGUUCUGGACGUCAGAUCUGGUCCUGCAGAGACGUUAUGGUCUGCUGGAGGCGAGCACUAAAGUGGUGCUGGGAAAAGCCAUCAAGAUUGUGCGCAAACUCUUCACUCUCAGCAAGCGCUGUCCUACACAGCCAAAGAUCAGCCUGCCUAGAGAAAGGACUCUGGGUUUUUGGCUCAACAAAGCCCAGUCUCUGUUGUACUGCAGCGAGCAUGGUGUGUACGGCACCUUCUCCGAGGAAAUGCAGGGCUGCAUCUGCGCCGCUGAGCAACGCACUGUCUGCCAGGGCAACGUGCCAUGUAAGGUGGGUGAGGGGACCCUCUGCUCGUCCUGCGCCCCAGACAACAUCACCCGCUGUGGCACAUGCCUCCCAGGCAGCAUACUCCAUAUGGGAUUCUGUCGUCCCAACAUUGCCAACUCUUUGGACCACUACGUCAACUUUGACUUUGACAUGCCGGAUGCAGAAAUGCGUUACCUCCUCCAAAGGCUCGACAGCCGCAUGGAGGUCCACGCCAUCUACAUCAGCAAUGACGUGCGUUUGGGCAGCUGGUUCAACCCGGCGUGGAGAAAGCGCAUGCUGCUCACCCUCAAGAGCAACAAGAACAAGUCCAACCUCAUCCACAUGCUGAUGGGGAUCUCUUUCCAGAUCUGUUCCACCAAGAACAGCACGCUGGAACCCGUGCCUGCUAUCUAUGUCAACCCCUUCGGGGGCAGCCACUCUGAGAGCUGGUUUAUGCCCGUCAACCAGCAGGACUUCCCAGACUGGGAAAGAACUAAAUUGGAUGCCUCGCUCCAGUGCUAUAACUGGACCCUCGCUCUUGGCAGCAAGUGGAAGUCCUUCUUCGAAACGGUGCACAUUUACCUGCGCAGUCGCAUAAUCACAGAUGAUCCCACCGUCAACGAGACACUUUUUUAUGAGCCACUGGACCUGGACGACCACUCGGCCAACCUGGGCUAUAUGAAAAUCAAUAGCCUGAAGGUCUUUGGCUACAGCAUGCACUUUGAUCCAGAGGGGAUCAAGGACCUGAUCCUGCAGUUGGACUACCCCUACACGCAGGGUUCGCAGGAUGCGGCCUUCCUGAUGCUUCUGGAGAUGAGGGACCGCAUUAACCGGCUCUCUCCGCCGGGAGCCCAGCCGCUGGACCUCUUCUCCUGCCUGCUGAGGCACAGGCUCAAGCUUUCGUCCAGCGAGGUGGUGCGCAUACGGGAGGCGCUCCAGAGUUUCAACGCCAAGCUCCCCAACUCCACCGAGCCAGAGCUCAGCCAGCUGUGCAGCUAGCUCAAAUGAGCCUCUGUCGCUCGUUUUUGCCUGCCUGUGAGAAUGUAUUUGUAAAUGUGAUGAGAGAGAAAGGGAAAAGAAAUAUAUUGUCAGUGUGCGUGUAAAUGUUUGUGGAUGAGAUUGUCUUUGAAUCCUCUUCCUUUGGGCAGCAAUUGUAAGAAGCAGAAUUUUUGAUUGUGACUGAUACAGGAGCGUACCUUAGAAGCCGUAAGUUCCCAGAAUAUUCCCUUGCUGAGAAAACCUUGUUGGAUCUAGCCUACAGUCAAACUACUUAGUGUCUUUGAGUAAGGGUUCCUUUUGAGACGAUGGGGAUUUUAACUAAGCGGACUGCCUCUACAUGAUUCAUGAAAAUGAACAUUUUAAGUGAGAAUAUAGCUACGAUUUCUUAGCACGUAUGUGCUGGAGUUGCAGUUAUUCUUGGUGAUGUCAUUGUUCAAGAUGAAUCCAGAGAAUCGAUCUAUUCCGAUGUAAAGUGUCGGAGAACAGUGGUCCAAUGGUUAUAACAAUCAGCAAAGAAUCAAAUCCGUGCUUUUCUAUUUUAUCUGGAGUCACAAAUCCUGUAUUGUGAGAUCUGUAUAUCUGUAUUUAAUGUGGGACUGAAUUGCCAGAAUGUUGAAUAGAAAUUCCUUUGUAUUUAGAGAAAUGGCUAAACCAAAAGGUAAACAUGAAAGCAAAUUGAAUGGCAAAAUUUCUUUACUGUUUUUUUUUUUUAAAUGUUCACUGAAAUCUCUUUUGAGAAGGCAACCUUAAGGUUGCAGUACAUACUUACAAUAUUGUUUUGAACAGGUUUGUGGGCCGCUUUGUAAAUACUGCUCAUCUCAUUCAAGACGCGAAAAGCCUCACAUUGCUUCUUGGAUAUAUACAGAUAAACACCCAUAUUUGUACUUUUUUGAAAGUACAAAGACCAAAAAAAAAAAAAAAACACACUUCAACAAAACAAUUGCCUUACGAAGUGAAGUCUCUGUUCUGAUAUCAAAGCACACCUGGCUGUAUGUCUCUCUCUUUAAGAAGAAAAAAAAAAGAUUUUAUUUCCUCUUUCUUUUUUUUCCCCCUCAAUACUAAAUUCUGAUUUCAAUUACAGUGACCUCUAAUCUGUAUAUGUCAGUUUUUAAUUGAAGUAUUAUAUGAGGAGUGCAUUACAUGUUAUCUAUGUGCAAAUACAGAGCAACAUUUACAUCACCUGGUUCAAUAGCUUUGUUUUCCACAACAUUUCCCUGCUUUUCUAUUAGACGUAUGAUGAUGUGAAGACGCAUAACUGUAAUACAUGAAUUCAUUUAGUAUCUCUACAUCUAGAGGCAAUUAUUUCCACUCAGCAUUUAAUAACCAUACAUGUACUGCUUAAGUGUUCUUGAUUAAGUUACUUGGGUUGUAGCAUUUGUCAGCACAAACAACCACAGAAUUACAGCCUUUGACAACACAGAACAUUUAUUACUGCUUUUUAUAUAAAACUGGAAUGUGUGGAAAUGUCUGUGAAAAUUGCAUAUAUGCAUCAACAUAAAAAACGAUCAGUUUUCUGUCAAGAUAAGAUGGAUCACACAAUAUAUGGGGAGCAACUUUUACAGCGCUACAUAAAAAAACCCAGAAUAAAAAAGUGCAAUUUAUGCGGUUGUCAUGGAGAGCUGUAGGACCUUCACAUUGUCUGUCACGAUAUAUCUGUGACUCAACUGUGAAGGGGGAAAAACAGUCUCGCUAAAUUCAGAAGAUGGAAAUCACAGGGAGUCUGUAAAUAUGAGUUGUUUAUCUUAAUGUCUAAGACAGGAAUCAGUUUUCGCCCUUCAACAAAUUGUCAAGACAGUGAAGGACGCCUAAUCAAUCACAACAGCCCUAUGUAAACUGGCAUAGCCUCGCUCUUGAGAAACAGAGUCUGAAUAUUUCUGUAUUUUAUGAUUUAUGACUAAACUGGCUGGCGUUACAAUGUAUUUUUUUGUAACACUUUAUAAUAACUUUCAUAAAUUAUACUUAUAAACAAUACUUACAUAUAUACUGUAUACUACCGUCCAAAGGUUUGGGAUUGAUAAGAUUUUUGUAAAAUAACUUUUUUCAAAUAAACCUUUUUAGUGUCUUAUGCUGUAACUCUUUUCUAUUGAUAUAUUUUAAUAUUUAAUUUAUUCCUGUGAUAGCAAAGCUAAAUUUUCAGCAGCCAUAACUCCAGUGUUCAGUGUCAAACUAUCCUUCAGAAAUUUUUUCUUGUAAUUUCAAUGUUGAAAACAGUUGUGCUGCUUCAUAUUUUUGUGGAAACCGUGAAAUAUUUUAUUCCCGGAUUCAGCUGCAUUUAUUUUAAAUAGAGAUAUUUUUUGUAACAUCGUAAAUGUCUUUAUUGCCACUGUCAUUUUAAUAGGCCAUUGCUGAAUAAAAGUAUUAGUGUAUUAAAAAAAAGAAAAAAAAGAAGAACUCUUACUGACCCCAAACUUCUGAACUAUAGUGUAUAUAAAAUUAUGAAUAUUACUUACAUAUGUAUAUCUAUUUUAUAUAUAUAUAUAUAUAUAUAUAUAUAUAUAUAUAUAUCAUAUGUAAUCUAUUAAUAAGUGAUCUUUAGGCAUUAUGUAGGCAUAAUAUACUGUUCAAAAUGCAUUAUAUAAAAAUAUAUGAAAGUUAUUAAAUAGUGUCACCUAUUUAUCUCAUGGACAUGCAUGUGAGAUAUGAAUCAUAUUUUUAGUUUAUUUGUUUUUUAUCCCCCAAUCUAAUAUAUUUCUGAUUAAAAUCGCUCUAGCCAUCAUGGUCUCAUUCUUGUUUAUGUGCACAGAUGACUGAGAAAGCUAUUACAUUUUUCUGUGCAAAAGCAUGAGAUGAAAAUUCAUUAUUCACCGAGGCUAUGACCAUCAACACAGAUUGUGCUGCACCUAUUGUAAUUCACUCUCGUGUCAAAGUGAACAUACUAAUGUCUAAUCCAGCCAUUUUUGGGGCUCUAGUUUAAAGAAUUUAAGCUUUCUUUUAGCAGAUUUCAAGUUAACUUCCACCAAAUAUCUAAAACUGUACUUUGUAUUUCAUUUGAGGCUUUUACCUUCAAUGCAGGCCAGGCAGCUUUCAGAUUCUUUACUGUAACAGUUACAAGCAGCUUUGUUUUCAUUUCUUUGGGAAUUCACCAAGGGUUUUAUUCUGAUAUUGCUUCUCAGAUACACAAGAUUAUGCUUUUCUAGAAACAUGUCAAAUGUGACCUACUUUCAGGCUUUUUCUGCACGCCGUUUCAGUGACUUAAAAAUAAAAUGUGAGGUUUUUCAGAUUCCAGGAAAGCGUUUGAAACCCAGUCCUUAUUAGCAUAGUUUGAAAAAAAUCAAUAAAUCCUCUAAUGUGCACAGUAAUGCUGCGGCAAGGGGGCAAAAAAAAAAUUAUUUGUAGUGAAAUCAUUGCAUUAAUUAAUUUCAGCCUGUAGUUAUUUACUGAGCAUGCUCUGAAACAAAAUGGCAUGUUGUCAAGCGAAUCCAGCUCCUGGAGUUUGAGGUAUCUGUUGGCGUCAUACUAGUCGCUGAGUCAACUUACACAUCAGGACUCCUAGAAAACCUCAGAAAGGAAGGACAUUUCAUCUCUGUUCUUAAUUCCAGUUGCAAUCAUUUUCCUCCAUCCCAUCUUUAAACUUCAUUUCUGUGUUGCAGAUAGCCAGACACACAUAACUGUAUAUCUGUAUGAACACAGCAUUCCAGACAGCUUUACCAUGCUGUAAACAUCAAGUGACUGAAAUUGUAUCUCUGUAUCUCUCAUAAACAGCCUGUACAUCCACCAUUUUUUAAAUAAUAUUCAAAUAACAUUUAAUCUCAGAGGGUUCAGUCCAGGGUCCUGCCUUCAGCCUCCAUGCAUUGCCGUAGUGCGACAUAUGCUUUUUUUUUUUUUUUUCAAUGUCCAGAACCAAAGUGCUGAAUGUAAAUAGUCUGACUGCAUCCAUUUCUAUGAGAGACAAUAUAGCUCAGUUACGAGCGUGAGGUGCCAGCUUGAAAUAUUGCAGAGGGGAUUCUGUAUGUGGUGUAUGAUUCUGUACAGAGUCAGAUAUGGGCGGCGUGGUCGUGAAAUGAAACAUUAUCUUUAUACUCUUAAGAUCAUUUCUCUCUCUCUCUCUCUCUCUCUCUCAAUGUUUUAACAAGAUGUAAAUGUUCUUAUAUGAAUUAAUAAAAGGAUGAAACAAUCCUUUCCCCCCAUGCAGUCUAA